Dothidotthia symphoricarpi CBS 119687 is the source of this 1746-nucleotide messenger RNA. RefSeq names its product dimethylaniline monooxygenase. Gene Ontology annotation, molecular function: flavin adenine dinucleotide binding; N,N-dimethylaniline monooxygenase activity; NADP binding. The transcript has 5 exons. Bases 1 to 1746 code for a protein of 581 amino acids. Lineage: Eukaryota; Fungi; Ascomycota; Dothideomycetes; Pleosporales; Dothidotthiaceae. The record is from RefSeq and is a predicted model, not a curated record.
AUGCGUGUAGCAGUAAUAGGCGCAGGCCCUGGCGGGUUGGCGACUCUAAAGACGUUGCUCGAAGCCUCAACGCCUGAGCGGCCAAUUGAAGCUUUCUUAUUCGAAGCUGAGGAAAAGAUUGGAGGAACCUUCCAUUAUCGCGCAUACGAAAACGCUGAGCUUGUUUCUUCCAAGCAGCUGACGACAUUCUCGGACCACCGCUUCCCUCUUUCAGCACCAGAUCACAUAUCCCUUCCGCAGUACGUCGACUACCUGCAAUCCUAUGUGGAACGCUUCAGUCUUGAACCACUCCUCAAACUGGGAUGUCGAGUCACCAGCAUCGAACCACUCGCCAAGUCGCCAGGUCUAAAAUGGAAGCACCGAGUGAAGUAUGUAAAAAAGCAAGACGACGGCAAAGAACAGUUCUUUGACUGCUCGCAUGUCGCCAUCUGCACAGGGUUACAUGUCGAGCCUAACAAGCCUACUAUCCCUGGAAUUGAGAACGUCAAGGGCGAAGUUUUUCACUCAGCCCAAUACAAGAAGCGUGCGCAACUCACCGGUCGAGAUGUAUUGAUCAUGGGCUGCGGCGAGACGGCAAUGGAUGUCGCAUACGAGGCCAUCAAAGCAGACGCAAAGUCGGUAACAAUGUGCUUCAGGACAGGGUUUCUCUCAUUCCCCAAAGCCCUAUCACGAUUCCAAGUAUUCGGUAAACAAUUCAAGGGUGGGUUGCCCAUCGAUGGCCUGAUCACGAACCUGUUUGAGACUGCAUAUGUACAUCGCUCCAUAGCAGCCAGUCGCAUGCGCUGGUUCGUAUCUGACUUCGUCAUCAAGCGCGUGCUCUGGUUUUUGACAGGCACACAAGCUGGCAUGAACCAGCAUGUGGGAGCGCUGCCGCAUGAUCGACUUGGCAGAGCAUUCGUGUUUUUGAACAAGAGCAGCAAGGCGAUGCCGUAUCUCAACAGGCCGUACAAAGAAAAGCACCCCCUCGGCUUCCUUGGGAACGGCUAUGUAGACCCACCAGAAGAUGCGCAGUCAAAGAGGUGGGUCGACACAUGCACAUUCCCCGAGCGAAUCGACGAGACAGGACGAGUGAUCUUCCAAAAACGACCGGACCGAAAAGACUGGCGGCGUAUGCAGAAGAUCGAAGUGCGGCCAAACUGCGUUGUCUACUGCACUGGAUACAAGCAGUCCUUCUCCUACCUGCACGAAUCUUAUCCUACAGCUGGAGAUGCUACGAUCCGCAAUAUCGUCGCUCCAACCGAGCCUACCGUCUCAUUCAUUGGCUUCGUACGCCCGGGCGUCGGUGCCAUCCCGCCCAUCGCCGAGCAGCAAGCCAUGUGGUGGGUAGCCCUCAUCACAAACCGCAUGACUAUGCCCACGGACCCGCCCCACUACCAUCUCCUAUCCAAAGACACUGCGCGUAUCCAGUACGGCGUUGACCACAGCGCGUACAUGAGCACGCUGGCCAAAGACUUUGGCGGAGCACCGGGACUGUUAGAGCUAUGGAAAGCACAUGGGUUGAAGGUGCUGUUUGUGUACUGCUUUGGAGCGAGUUUCGUCACCUUCUACAGAUUGGUCGGCCCCUUCAAGAGCGAGGCUGCGCCGGGCAUUGCGAGAACGGAGUUGGCGGAGACCAUUACGAGGAGAGGGAUCUUGGGCAACUUGUUCUUCGGAGUCAUUCCAAUGAUGUUCUACGGCAUGAUCAACUUGACUGCCUUGGUAAUGGAGAUGGUCGGUCUGAUACCCAAGGAGAAGCCAGUUGUUUGA